Molecule: messenger RNA, 8671 nt
Organism: Vicia villosa (hairy vetch)
Lineage: Eukaryota; Viridiplantae; Streptophyta; Magnoliopsida; Fabales; Fabaceae
Product: histone-lysine N-methyltransferase ATXR7-like
Exons: 18
Coding region: 434-4087 (1217 amino acids)
Cellular component (GO): Set1C/COMPASS complex
Molecular function (GO): histone H3K4 methyltransferase activity; protein binding
Source: RefSeq, a predicted model, not a curated record
GAGAAACCAAUAAAAAUGGUAGCCGUCACUCACAAGCCAAAUCCCGAAGACAAUUUCGCAGCGCUAUAAGCAACAAAAUGAAAAAUUAUAGAAAAAUCAGUUAUCAAGGAGCUAAGGAGAGAGUACGAAGAAAUACUCGUCACACCCUCUUAAAUUUCAUAAUCGAUUCCCAUCCACCGCAAAAGCUCGAAAUUGUUCUUUGAGUAGAAUCCAGUUUUGAAGAAGAAUCAAUUUUCUCCCAAACAACUUUCAAUAGAGGAAAACUGCGAUUGACCGAACAAAACGCAAGUUAAACACCGUCGGAACCAGAUCCACCGAAACCCUAUCACAUUCAAAUCAAACCAUAGCUUCAUCGUCGAGAUCCAAAGGAGUACUGGUGAUAUAUAUUCUCUCCCCGUGGCUUAAUUGAUGAACAAGUUGAUUGAGUUCUGGAAUGGAGAUGAGCUACCCGUCAGAUGUUAAUCGAGAUGUCACCAUGUGUUCUACGAGCGCAGUUAAUAUUUCAGACUCACACCAGAGUUUUGUGCAACAGCCUGUUUUUGUGAGUGGAUGGAUGUAUGUGAAUGAACAUGAACAAAUGUGUGGUCCAUAUAUUAAGGAGCAGUUAUACGAGGGGCUAACUUCAGGUUUCUUGCCAUUCGAGCUUCCUGUGUAUCCUGUAAUCAAUGGCACAAUAAUGAACCCUGUACCAUUGGAUUAUUUCCAACAGUAUCCUGACCAUGUUUCCACCGGGUUUGCAUACAUGGGUAUGAAUUUCGCAGACACAAUGAUGUCUACUAAUGGCUCCUCUUCUUCUCAGGAUAUGACAAUAUACGGGCAAGAUAGAUCUUGUGAGCCUGCUGCUCUUAUGGCUGUUAACCCAAAUUCAAAGUCUGUUUCACAGUCAAAUGUCAAUGACUGCACUAAGGAAUCAGAUCACUUGAAUUUGAAUUCCGAGGCAUUCAGGAGGAUUAUUUCUUGUCAGAUGCCGGGAGGAGAAUGUUGUUGGCUUUAUGAGGAUAAAAAGGGUACGAAACAUGGGCCACAUUCCAUUUCAGAAUUGAUUUCCUGGCAUCACCAUGGAUAUCUUGAAGAUUCAACAGUGAUCUCCCAUUUUGACAAUAAGUAUGGAAACUUUGUGUUGUCGGCGGCUGUAAAUGCAUUGAAAGGAGAUAUAUCUGGAACCAUCUGUGGAUCAGAUUCCCAAAGCAACGGAGUAGGUGAUGUGAUGAACUUAAAUUGUGAAAUAUCUGAAGACAUUUCUUCACAAUUGCACAUGGGUGUAAUGAAAGCUGCCCGAAGAGUUGUGCUAGAUGGGAUUAUUGGCGAUAUCAUUUCAGAAUUUGUUACUAAAAAGAAAUGCAAAAACCAAAAGCUUAAGUCUUCUGAUCGAACUUGCACGUUGGACAGUAAAAUGAUGAAUAAUAGUACUUCCAUUCCUCCUAGUGAGCCUGCAGCUUCCCAUUUUUUGGAUGACCAGGCUUGCCAUGAAAUUUCCAGACAGUCUUCAAUGAGUGUGAAGGCAGUUGGAAGCAUUGAAAAUUUUUGGUGGUCAUAUUCUGUUGUUCGUAAAGCACUUGUUGAUUAUUGCUUGCAAAUCAUGUGGAAUGCAGUGUUUUUUGACACGGUAAAAGAGUACUUAUUUUCCUGGAGGAAGAGGAAAUAUUGGUCUCAACCUAAGCCUCCACCAACUGUUAAUGAAUCUAAAGAUUAUGUUGAAAAGAUUAAAUCAGAAGCUUUGGUUCUCAGGCCAGGUUCCUCUAUAUGCAAUGUUGAUGCUGAUAUCCAGUCUGGCGUGAUGGCGACAGAAAGAGAUUGUCAUCCUGAGUUGUUUUUAUCUACUAAUAACUUCGAAAGCCGAAACAUAACCGAAAGUCAAAGAGUUUCAUGCAGUUAUCCUAAUUCUAAAGUUUUGACAUGUAUUCUUGAACGUGUGGAGAACGAUCUUCACUUCUCUGCAAAGGUGUCUUUAGCUGAUUAUGUUCGAAGUGUUGUUGAAAAGGAAGUAAACCAAGUAAUUCCUUCCUUAGAAAUAGAUAAAUUCAGCGAGUUGCAGGUUGAUGAUAGUAACUGCCGUAUCUCAGAGAUGCUUACCAGUAAAACAUCUGUUAAAGAAAUUCUAAAUGACAAGUCUGUCGAUCCUGUGAAAAAUAGAGACUCACUUUGGGUGUCUUCACCUGGAAACCGAAUGUCUAAUCUUUUCUCAAAAGCAUUUCAAGAACUGCGUGGACAUUUAAAUGAUGUGGUUGACGAAGAGGAGGUUGGUGACAUGCCACCUGGAUUCGAGAAAAACUCUCAAAUGACAUACCCUCACCACAGCUCAAAAUUUCGACCUUCAAGAAUAGUUGAAUGUAAUCCCAAGAUUACAGCGUAUGUUGCAGCUGCACUGUGCAGACAGAAGCUGCAUGACGAAGUCCUAGAGAAUUGGAAGUUGUCGAUUCUUGAUUCUACAAUUAAACACGUUCUUAUGUCAUCACGUACCAUAAAGAAGAAUUUCCAGUCUCGUGGUCAUGAGAAAAGGAAGUCAUUUGGUGCAAAUAAGGAACUUUUGAAUGAUGCUACUUCUGGACUGGGAAAAGGGAAGAAAGGCUCAAAAAGUUCUGGAGUUCCUCUGUUGGAUGGAAAGCAUACAUAUCAACGUAAGAAGCUUCCACGGAAAGAGUUUUGCUCCUCUCAGCCUGUUGUAGAUGAUAAUUUAGGGCCAGGGAAGAAGCCUUUGGCUAACUUAUGGAAACAUGUUUCUGGAGAUGUGAAUGAGAGUGCAGAGGUUAAAAUAACUGCUAUUAAAUGUGGAAAGACUAAGAUGAUUAAAGGGAAGGAUACAUCUUCUAAGAGCAGGUCUUCUUUCAAUGUCGAUAAUAGCUCACCCAGUGAUCAAUUAUCCUUGAAGAAUAAAACUAGCCAGAAAGUAGUGAAGUUUGCGCAUACAGUUCAAAAUGGUGUUAUGGAUAUUAUGAAGUUUAAUGAAAAGAGGCCAUCAGCAUCUUCUAAGAGCAGGUCUUCUUUCAAUGUCGAUAAUAGCUUACCCAGUGAUCAAUUAUCCUUGAAGAAUAAAACUAGCCAGAAAGUAGUAAAGUUUGCGCAUACAGUUCAAAAUGGUGUUAUAGAUAAAAUGAAGUUUAAUGAAAAGAGGCUAUCGACAUCAACUGAUAAUAUUGUUGGUAUGAAAGUAGCUAAAGUAAAUAGCUCUGAUGUCACCAUUCACAAGAAGACCACUGGUCAUAUAUCUAGCGAGAAACUUAGUGUGACAAAUAAAGUGUCAAAAUCAAAAAGGAAGCAUCAAACAGAUGUUGUUACAUCCUCACAUCCUGCCAAGGUUUUGAAAAUUUCAAAUAGGGGGUCUAGUCUGAGAGCUACUGGCAAACAAGUAACUGAGGCACAGAAGAAAUCUUCCGUAUCCAAGUCAUUGGAUUUAUGUCCUAAAUCUAAUGGAUGUGCUCGGACUUCUAUUAAUGGAUGGGAAUGGCAUAAAUGGUCACUAAGUGCUAGUCCUGCAUGUAGAGCACGUGUCAGGGGUCGUCUUCCACGUUCACAAAACAAGUGCAGAAAUUCUGAAAACACUUCAUCCCAGGUGUCAAAUGGUAAGGGUCUUUCUGCAAGAACCAAUAGGGUGAAAUUGCGUAACCUUCUUGCUGCCGCUGAGGGUGCAGAUCUUCUGAAAGUGCCUCAAUUGAAGGCACGAAAAAAGCGAUUAUGUUUUCAAAGGAGCAAGAUACACGACUGGGGUCUUGUUGCCUUAGAGCCAAUAGAAGCGGAGGACUUUGUGAUCGAAUAUAUUGGAGAAUUAAUUCGUCCUCGGAUAUCUGAUAUACGUGAGCUUCAAUAUGAGAAGAUGGGAAUCGGAAGCAGUUACCUUUUCAGAAUUGAUGAUGGUCAUGUGGUUGAUGCUACAAAGAGAGGCGGGAUUGCAAGAUUUAUCAACCAUUCUUGUGAGCCCAACUGUUACACAAAGGUUAUAUCUUUUGAGGGUCAAAAGAAGAUUUUUAUAUAUGCAAAGCGGCAUAUAAAUGCCGGUGAAGAAAUUACAUACAAUUAUAAAUUUCCCUUGGAGGAGAAAAAGAUUCCCUGCAACUGUGGUUCCAAAAAGUGUCGCAGAUCAUUGAAUUAAGCUGUUAUUGAAACUAAUACGUGCAUGCACUUACUACUGGAGAGUGGAGAAUUUUUCUCCCUUAGGAUAAUUCUCCCAAAAUACACGUUGCUCACUGAAUAUUCGAGGACUGUUACUUUAUAUUUCACUGGACUGUUGACAUCAAAUUGGACGUGUUGCCACAAUGCUUGUAAACCUUUUACCUUGUAGUUAUAUCACCAUUUUUGGAGAAAGGCUGAACUGAAUGCUGUUGGUGACCGGUGUUGCCUACUUGUUUGGUGAUGGGAUAACAAACUUGAGCAUUCUUGUAGAUGGUUGUGGCAGUUGAGUUUCUCAUCUUAGAAGCUGUAAAUAAUUGUUUUUCCAUGUCUAUAUAAUUUAGUGAAGGAAUGAUUUGGUACGAAGAUGCCUAAUUCUUUUAAUGAGUAAAAACUUUGGAACAUUAGUGCAUGCUUCUCAAAAUGACCAUAUUGCACAUCUCAAACCCCUUUUUUUGCUCCCCAGUUCCUUCUUUUUUUUGUCUCACACUCCUUGUUUCUAUAACAAAAGUUUGAUUGAAUUGUACUAGUGCAGCUGAAUAGGUGGCAACUACUUGACCGACGUAACUACUGGCCAACAAUAUAUUAAAAUUGGAAUUCCUGUUGAGAAGUGGAUUGUAAAAUUAUUAGACGUCUAUAUCAACCUUUUUGAACAGUCAAUUGUUAAAUAUUAAUGUGCCAAUACUUGUUUUAUUUGCAUGAUGGAUUUAAGGAUUUUUUUUUUCUUGCCACAAGCGAAAUCACUUGCCUAUAACAUUAAUUGGCAACUCUUUUUUGGGUCCGGAAAACCAUACCUUAAAAAUGGUACUCAUGCAUGGUGUCAAAUCUCUCAUUUAUCAACGUUGGGAAAUUGAUAAGAUUUCAGGUAAAAUGGUUUGUAAUUGGGGAGUUCAAUUUAGCUAUGUUAAUGAUGAUUGGUAGGAGUCAUAUAGUCAAAAUAAUUAUGGAUUUUUUUCGUCCACUAAAUAAUAAGUGAUAUUGAGGUUAAUGAGUACUUAACAUUUAAUAUCUUUUGUGGCAAAUCUUUGUUUGCCAGGGACCGUGCAUACUUAAUUUUUGUUCCAUGUUUUCAUUUCGUUUAUUUUGCUUCCCACCUUCAAUUCCUGUGGUUUGCAGGAGUAGCUCAAGUAGGAAAAACUGUUAGGUUGCUGAAUUGGAUUAUGCUCCUGGUAUGUUUCUCUUUCUGCCCCUUGUUAUAGUCAUUCCUGGUCAGCUUUUUUUAUAUGUUCUCCAGAGGUACCCUCAAUCAACUCCUCUGCAAAUAAAGCGAGCACUAAUCAGCAACUUAAGGUAUUAAAGCAUGAAUUCCUGGCCAAUACCACAACCAUUUAGAAUGUACCAAUGUUUGGACGGGAGAGCAGUAGUUUUCGGCAUUAGCUUUGUUUUGUUGAUCGGUUUUUAGAAAUUACUUCAAAUUGUUCUAUACUAAUUAACCAAAUAAUUUUUAAAUUUAAAUUAGUGUGGAGUUUGAAUCGGUGCGAUUAACAAACAUAACUCUAUUUUACAUGUUUUCUUUACAAGUACAAAAAAAGAACUAUUUUUUGAUGAAAUGGCAAUUUACAUAUGAAUACACUCUUAAACAUACACAUUCCAGCAUAUUUCAUUCUAUUGGUCAAAGUUCACGAGUCCACUAAAUUAUGUAGGCUAUAUAAUUUUUAACCAUUAAAUAAGUGUUUGAAUGCGUGUUAGAGAAAUUUUUAGCAUUUUGAUUUUUUAAAAGUGAUAAAAUGUAGAGAUUAAUUGAGAUAUUAACAACGUUUGUGAGAGGGGUUGCAUGAAAACAAGGCCGGGAAUGGGAAACUGGUAUUUGGUACGGAUGAAAUUUAGAAUACAUUGUCACUUGUUUUUAUAGUUGUGUGUUAAAUUGUGUUACUGUACUAACAUUUUUAUCAUUUGUGUUAAACUGGUAUUUGUUUUUGUAGCACUAAAACUUGGCACCGUUGAAAUGACAAACUCAUGAAUACUCCAACAUGAACUUGGAUGUGGUAGAAAUUCAAUGACUGAAUCUAAGUGCUUAUUAAAACAAAAAAAUUUAAAUUAGUGCAAUUUAUAACUUGUGUUGAGUUAUUGAGCACCAACAUUUAACAAUAAAUUUCAAUAUCACUUGAACAUACAUCAGUGAUGUAUAUGGAACAUUAAGUACCUCUUUGAUAAAACUAAGCAUAACAUUAACAAACCAAAUAAUCUUUAAGAAAGAAAUCUGAAUUUAUAAUAUAAUAAAUAAUGAGUUACCUUUCAAUAAUAUGCCAUUUGAAUUAGAGGAAUAUGUGCAAUGCAAUGAUUUAGAAGGAAGCACGAACAUCCAAACACGACACUCACACACCGACAUCGUUAAUAAUUUUACAAAUGUUAGUGUUUGUGUCCGACACCAACACGAACAUAGCCACAUCUUUUUCCAGAGGUGUCGGUGCUACCUAGGGUUUGGUAAAUAUGACAUGAAAAAUAUUUGUUCAUGUGAUGAGUUUGUGUUUAUUAAAAUGAUUAAAAUUAAAAUUAAUAUUAGAUGAAGUGCCAGAAUAAGUUUGUGUUUAUUAUAAUGAUUAAAAUUAAUAUUAGAUUAGAUUAGACGAAGUGCCAGAAUAAAAUUGUAAAUAAAUUACAAAUGUGAUGUCUUUUUUAUUUAGUGUUGUUAGAUGUAUGUGUUAAAAUUGAAUAAUAUUUUAAAGUGAUAUAAAAACAAUGUAUUUGUUGAUUCAGACAUGUAAAAGUUUAUCUUUAAAUUGUUUUAUUUUUGUGUAUUAUUAUGGUUAAGAUGAGAAAGAAAGACUAAUUUUGUGUAAUCCGAAAACAUGUAAAAGUUUAUCGUUAAAUUGUUCUCUUUUUGUGUAUUAUUAUGGUCUAGAUGAGAAAAAAUGACUAAUUUUGUGUGAUCCGAAAGUGCACUUUUGGACAACUUUUGCUACUUAAAAGUAUAGUUCUAAAUAUAUUAAGCGGUGGUUGUAGUAGUUCUUUUUGAUAAAGGCAUGCAUGCCAAUCUUGGUUUUAGAGUAAAUUGUUUAAUUGGUCAUUGACUUUGUAACAUGUUCUCAAAUAGAUUUUUGAGAGUAUGAAUAUUUUAGAGAGUAUGUUCUCAAAUAGAUUGAAUUGACAUAGAGAUAUGGAUUAAGUUGAUAUUUUAAUAGAAUCAGAGACUUCAUGGUUUUUUACCUUUCCAUUCAUGAAAUUUCCGGUUCAUCACUUGGUUUUGAUUAUUGAAAUUUCCGGUUCGCAGACAACAUGCAUGGAACGUUGGGACACUUUCUUCUAUUGAAAAUUCUCCAGCAAUUGAAAAUUAAGUAAGACAAAAAUGGACAUAAAGACCAGUGUAGUUGCACUAUGUUGGACCUAUUAGAUUAUGAAAGCUCUAUGCUAACCCAAAAAUAAAUAUUGGGGUGGUCUAUGAGGGUAGAGUUUUUGAGGUGUCAAGACCGACAGAAGAAGGAUAAUGGGUUGAUGCUUUGCAAUUAUAAUGCUCUAAAAUGUGCAUGUCCAUUGUAGGAUUUCUAUAUUGAAUAGAUACAAGUAUUUUAUGUGAUAUUUUAGUCACAAUGUUCUUUCAUCUUAUGGACUAAUCUUUUGGAUUAGACUCUCAUCAAGUGCUUAAAUUCUACCCAUGAGUGUAUUUAUUGUGAAUUGAACAUUGCUGGAUUAAGGUGCACCACCUAAUACAUGUAGGUAAGUGAAGCUACCAAAAUGAAAAGAACUGUUCUCAAGGGCAGUGCCGAAAGAGUGAAAAAUUGCCGCGGACAUGUGCUCUUAAAGGGUGUGAUAAUGUUAAAUUAGUCAAAGAGAUUCUUCUACUUAAUAGCCUAGUCUUUUGAGUCGAUUUAAAUGAUCGGAGUUUGUUUCUCUUCAAUGAGAGAGACAAUGCUUAAAGACAUGGAGGAUUUAUGUGAUUUUUGCAAUUAACUCCGCCUGUGUCUCAUUUGAUAUAAACACAGCCGGUCCCCAGCCCGGACAAAGGAGGAGGGUUGCACUUACAAUGGUUAUUUUGACACACAACCAAGUUGGGUUCUUUACGGACUUUUGGUGAACCUAGUAAUGGCAUGUAAUGUUUAAGAUCAUUGACAAUAUUUUCGACCAAUGGUACAAGAAUGGGAAACGCAAGAACUAUGCAAAAUAUUGCAAAAAUUGGAAUUCAGGUAGACAAUAUUCCACUUUUUCACGUCUAGGGUUCUUUAGCUAAGCAUCAACAUCUUCACAUUUAAUGUGUACUCAGAUGAAUAUAUUUUCAACAAAUUGCCAAUGAUUGCAAAAACCUUUGCUUUUCACACAUAUUUGGAAGUAUUAUCAUUUAGGUAAGGAUCAUGGAAGUGAAGAGGUGUAAGGUAAAGUUGAUGGACUAGUGAGUGGAGUGAGCUUGUUAAAGCAUUUUUUAGCAACAAUCUUCGUUAAGAAAUUUUUCAAGGCUUUGAUUUAGAAAGCUUUUUGAACUUUAAGGUAUUUGCCUGUUGAGUGAGUACAGUACCACAUUCCUAAGUAUAUGAAUAGAUUUUCAUUCAUGUAUCUUAAAAGUGUGUAUUAUGUAAAUUAUUAAGUGGAAAUGUAAAGGUGAAUUUACAAUAAUGUGAAAAUGUGGUUAUCUAAA